This is a messenger RNA of Orcinus orca (killer whale), 3500 nucleotides long. RefSeq names its product phenylalanine hydroxylase (gene PAH). The transcript is spliced from 13 exons. Gene Ontology annotation, molecular function: iron ion binding; phenylalanine 4-monooxygenase activity. Lineage: Eukaryota; Metazoa; Chordata; Mammalia; Artiodactyla; Delphinidae. The record is from RefSeq and is a predicted model, not a curated record. Bases 80 to 1438 code for a protein of 452 amino acids. Gene Ontology annotation, biological process: L-tyrosine biosynthetic process; L-phenylalanine catabolic process.
CGUGCUGUUUGCACUGUUUGCAAACCCGCCUGCGACUGACGCUCCAGAGCUCCGGAGACCGCACGCGCUGGGAGCUAGCAUGUCAGCCGUGGUCCUGCAGAACGGAGGCUCGGUCAGGAAACUCAGCGACUUUGGACAGGAAACAAGCUACAUUGAAGACAACUCCAAUCAAAACAGUGCCAUAUCACUGAUCUUCUCACUCAAAGAAGAAGUUGGUGCGCUGGCCAAAGUCUUACGUUUAUUUGAGGAGAAUGAUAUAAACCUGACCCACAUUGAAUCAAGACCUUCACGUUUAAAGAAAGAUGAGUAUGAAUUUUUCACCUAUCUGGAUAAACGCAGCAUGCCCGCUCUGGCAAACAUCAUCAGAAUCUUGAGGCAUGAAAUUGGGGCCACUGUGCACGAGCUUUCCCGGGAUAAGAAGAAAGACACAGUGCCCUGGUUCCCAAGAACCAUUCAAGAGCUCGACGGAUUUGCCAAUCAGAUUCUCAGCUAUGGAGCGGAACUGGAUGCAGACCACCCCGGCUUUAAAGAUCCUGUGUACCGAGCAAGACGGAAGGAAUUUGCUGACAUUGCCUACAACUAUCGACAUGGGCAGCCCAUCCCUCGAGUGGAAUACACGGAGGAAGAAAAGAAAACAUGGGGGAUAGUGUUCAGGACCCUGAAGUCCUUGUACAAAACCCAUGCUUGCUACGAGCACAACCACAUUUUCCCACUUCUGGAAAAGUACUGUGGCUUCCGCGAAGAUAACAUCCCCCAGCUCGAAGAGGUUUCUCAGUUUCUGCAGACUUGUACUGGCUUCCGCCUCCGACCUGUGGCUGGCCUGCUUUCCUCUCGGGAUUUCUUGGGUGGCCUGGCCUUUCGAGUCUUCCACUGCACUCAGUACAUCAGACAUGGGUCCAAGCCCAUGUAUACGCCUGAACCUGACAUCUGCCAUGAGCUGUUGGGACAUGUACCCUUGUUUUCAGAUCGCAGCUUUGCCCAGUUUUCGCAGGAAAUCGGCCUCGCCUCUCUGGGUGCCCCCGACGAGUACAUUGAGAAACUCGCAACAAUUUACUGGUUUACUGUGGAGUUUGGGCUCUGCAAGGAAGGAGACUCCAUAAAGGCAUAUGGUGCUGGGCUCCUGUCGUCCUUUGGUGAAUUACAGUAUUGCUUGUCAGGCAAGCCGAAGCUCCUUCCUCUGGAACUGGAGAAGACCGCUCUCCAGCAGUACACAAUCACAGAGUUCCAGCCCCUGUAUUACGUGGCUGAGAGUUUUAAUGAUGCCAAGGAGAAAGUGAGGAACUUUGCUGCUAUAAUCCCACGGCCCUUCUCAGUUCGUUAUGACCCAUACGCCCAGAGGAUUGAGGUCUUGGACAAUACUCAGCAACUUAAGAUUUUGGCUGACUCCAUCAAUAGUGAAGUUGGAAUCCUUUGCAGUGCCCUCCAGAAAUUAAAGUGAAACCAUGCACUGAACCUGAUCUGUCAACUUGAGAAUCUGUUGAUGGAAAUCCAACUACUUCUUUCAUUUCAUCUGAAAAAGUCUGAAAAGCAAACCUUAAUUCAAGAUAACAGCCUUGAAUCCUUUCUAGAACAAGAUGGAGGGUCAACAAAUAAAUCAAAAUAAUCUGAAAUGACAGCAUGUUAAUACUUACCCCAAAGCAUAAUGGUAGAUCUUCUGGGGUCAUCUUUGAUUUAGAGAUGAUAAUCCCAUACUCUCAGUUGAGUUAAAAAUCAAUAACCUGUCACAUUUCAUCAGAGUUAAUGAAAAUUCGGGACCUGCUUCAUUCAACCUUCCUAAAUACUUUUGUUAUUUGCUCUAGAGAAUUCCUAAAGGAGUAUAUAUCACUCGUUGUGAAACACAAGUCUGUCAGAAUUGAAUUAAUACCUUUAUUGGAGUAUAAUUGCUUUACAAUGUUGUGUUAGUUGCUGCUGUAUAACAAAGUGAAUCAGCUAUACAUAUACUUAUAUCCCCAUAUCCCCUCCCUCUUGUGCCUCCCUCCCACCCUCCCUAUCCCACCCCUCUAGGUGGUCACAAAGCAUCGAGCUGAUCUCCCUGUGCUAUGCAGCUGCUCCCCACUAGCUAUCUAUUUUACAUUUGGUAGUGUAUAUAUGUCCAUGCCACUCUCUCACUUCGUCCCAGCUUCCCCUUCCCCUUCCCCAUAUCCUCAAGUCCAUUCUCUAUGUCUGCGUCUUUAUUCCUGUUGCAAAGGUCAUUUUCUAUUUCAGGGAACUAUGAUUCUAAUUACUGCUUUGUUAUUUUGCCUGUGGAGAUUUUCUUUAAUUCAGGAGCCUAUUAAAAUAGUUAUAAAUAUUAAAGUUCAAAGUGUAAAAUCAAAACAUUUCUGUAUGCUUUAUUGUAAUCAUAAAUGCUGCCGUGGAGAGUAGCAGAACUCCCCACCUAACUCCUGCAACGUGCAGUGUCAUUCUCCAGUUGAUUGUCAAGUCUGCUUUUGGAGACAUUUUGAAGACCCUUAAGAUGCAAUAGAUGUUAAUUAAAAGCCUGGCUGGUAGAUAUUCAGUAAAUAUUCAUUGAAUGAAUAGAGGAAUGCAUUAUUAAACAUCAAAUCUUCUACAGAUGUGAGAAUUUUAAUUAUGUUUAAAAAAACUUUAAGGGUUACACAAUUUUGUAGUUUCAAAUAUUUCUUGGAAUGAAAUAGCCCUCUCACUGCCCUUAGAAAUAUAUUAUCUGGAUAAACUUGUGCUGAAAGAAUGAUCAGAUUCCCAGAUUUCCAACCCAUCACAGGGGCUCAUUGUGAUAAUCCAAGUCAGGUCAACAGAUUUUUACUUUCAUUGGUUGUGCAUUUUACACGAACACAUGAAUAUGAGAAACAGUGGGGAGAGUGACAAUGGCUUAAAAGCUUUGCUUUAAAUUUUCACACCACUCUACCGUAUUAUUUGGGAAAUAGUUAAAGGAUUUUUGUAGUACUUCUUCAAGUGUGAUUCUCAGACCAGUUGUAUCAUCAUCAACAGUAAAUCCUAGGUGCCGUCCCAGCUUACCCAAAUAGAAUAUCUGGGGAUGGGACACAGAGACCUGUGUUUUUAAGUACCCCAAGCGAUUCUUUUAUGCUCAGUCAAAUCUACUGGGUACAUCAAGUUUGAGAAAACCUGACUUCUGGUGGUCAGUUCUGCCACUUGCCAAUUAGGUCACCUUGCAUAAGUCACGUCCCCUCUUUGGACCUCAGUUUAACUCUAACAAUGAGGCGUUAAACUGGAUGACUCAAGAUCCCUUCCAGCCUUGAAAUACAUUUCACAUGCUAACAUGUGUCUUUAAACAACUGUCCCUAAUGUAUUAAUAGGGUGUAAUAAUACCUGCCUAAGUAUGCCAGCAGGGUGGAAAGAGCAAUUUGGUCUGAAUGUGUCUGAGGUUUCAUUGCUUUGAAGCUGGGAUUUUCUUGUCUGUAUGUAUUUCCUCAUGCCUUUGAAGAACCCAUUGACAAGCACUGAUUCUAAAAGCGGAAGUGGGCUUUUUCUCUGGUGUUCCUUUAGUGCCCAAAUACUCUGCAAAGGGACUAUUUUGAUAA